CCCAUAGGCAACUCGGUAAGGGAGAAACUUCAAGAAAGGAUAAAUGACAUCACGCAUACGUUGCCGGACGAUUUGAAGGGGAUUUUGAAUCACGAAUCCUGACAUUACAAGUAUUGCAUCAAGACUUGUUAAAUGUUAUUUCUACUCACGAACAAUCGAGGAUCGUCUCGAUGCGUCGACGAAGUUAGAUUGAAAAUAUAUUUCGAAAAAUUGCUCUCUUUGUUAAUGAACAAUAAUGAAGAAAAACGUAGGGGAAUAAUUGUGUCGAUGUUCUUUGCAGAAGAUAACUCAUAUUUUUUACUUUAAUUUUCGCAUUCGAAUACUCAAGAGUGGGCACUCUUUCAUGGAUCUUUUUGGACAUGCGACACAAUACAAAGAGUCAAUAAUGGUGCGUGAACCGUUUAAUAGGUGCGAAAGACUUACGAAGCUCGCGUUAGUAUUCCUAUACCGAUAAAACGUUAGGCGCGUUUACCGCAAUAUCAAUUAUUUUUCCGUAAACGAUUACGUCGUUUUCUAAUAUUUUAUAAGUCAUACAUAUGUUAUAUAAUCGAAUUUCUUCCUGUCAUCGUUCGUUCGACUAAUUUUUAAUCACUUUGGACUCUUUCUUUUUGAAUGUCCAAGAGGAAUAUUUUUUAUCCCGCAAAUUAUAAUGGAUUCUAAUCGUAUGUAAAUGUAACAGAAAAGAGAGAAUGCUAACUGCUACAUUGUACAUAUGCGUUUAACUUAAGAUCUGUAUAUACUGGCAUAAAUGAAUGUAAUAAAGAUUUAUUUUAAUAAUAUUCUUGUUACCUUUUUAUAAUUACCUCUGUUAUCGAUGCUAGAAGUGAAUCUAAUUUCUACACAAGACACAGAGUGGAAAGCGCGCGAAUUAAUAAACCGGAAAUCGUGUUUUUAUUCUUUUGUCUGUUAAAACUACAAUUUGAUUUUGAUUGGCCACGUGACGAGUGCAGUAAUAUCUUUCCUUCUCGCCUAGUGGAAGUUCUGCCAAUCCGGUCGAGCCGUCCUUCAAACCAGUACCCCUUCUUUUUCGUCAACCGUUGAGCCGAACUAGCUCGAGCAAGUUGAACUGAACAACUGAGCGUGCUGUUUCGUAUUCGUGCGUGCUAAACCGACCGUUAGUGUGAAUGACUGAAUUUCGAGUUUCACCUGGGUAUUCCGUUCCAAAAUCGAUUAAAAAUAAUCAUUUAUUUAUCAGCUUUUACAAAUUAUCAUCAAAGAGUUAAAAGGUACGUGUUAAGGAUUUAUAAUCGUCUGUUUAAGGAGGUAAGAUUUGAAUCGCGCUUUCCGUUGUGCAAACGCUUUGCACUACACAAUAUUUCUGUCACAUUUCAGUUCUCUGGAAAUUUUCAACUCAGUCUUCUCGAUUGUUAUCUUGCGGAAACAAAGUCAAGUUUGUCUAUUCGAGGCAGAAACACGUGUAGGAACUACGUGCAGUACAAGUCGAUGGACAAUACUUUGGAUUCGAUCAGACCAUCGACGUUCGAGGAAAAUCCAGAAAAUGAAGUAUCCUACUUAUUUGGGAGAGAUCCGAGUAUACUGGCUUAUGGACAGAGGCCUUGUAUCUCGAAGGAGACUAAGAAAAAUUUACUCUCCGUCUACGAAGAAGAGGAGAGUGAAUAUUCGGAGGGAGGUUCGUCCUCGAUCCAACAAGAGACUGUUAAGGUUUAUUUAAGAAUGAAACCUUUUCCAAAGAAACUUAAAUUGAAACAAGAUGAACUCGAUGCAUAUACGAUCACCGACUCAAAUACUUUGUUGACCAGACUGCCUAGCUUAGAUAAUAACACAAGCUGCAUAAAGAAGUCGAAUCACUCUAAUAUUAUAUGCCGAAAGUUCAUGUUCACGCAAACCUUCGGGCCAGAGACCACGCAGCUAGAAUUGUUCGAGCAAGCUGUGAAGCCGAAAGUAUUAGACUUUUUAAGCGGACAAAAUUGUACUAUAAUGACUUAUGGAACGACGAAUUCGGGCAAAUCUUACACUUUGCAAGGGACCACCACGUCGCCUGGAAUUAUACCCAGAUGUUUAGAAUUUGUAUUUACGAACGUUACACCGAAGUCCAGCCCUUCUUAUAGACCCAUCAAUCACUGCGACGUUUCCAUGUUAGAUCCCUUAGAACGUGCCCAAGAAUUGGAAAUGAAAAACAAAUUAUUAACGUUUGCAUCGGUGGAUAAAUAUCAACAUAUAAGUGCUUACAAAGAAAUGCAAACUUUGUUGCAAAAUGAGUCGCCCAUCAGGCCUAGCGAAUGCGUCGACGCGCAUUAUUCAGUCUGGGUCUCGUUCGCUGAAAUUUACAAUGAAAUAGUAUAUGAUCUUUUGUCCAACGAAUGCCAGAAGAAAAGAACACCGCUUAAACUGGCAACGGACAAUCAUGGAAGAACGUUUAUCAAAGGUUUGAAGACUGUUUGCGUGAAUUCUGGCUCGGAGGCCUACCAGAUUUUAAUGGCUGGCCAAUAUAAUUUAAAAGUGGCCGCAACUGCACUGAACGCAAGGAGCUCGAGAUCCCACUGCAUAUUUAGCAUAAAAUUGUUGAAGUAUUACGGUGAGAACGAUCCUGGCUCGGUGGAAGUUAGCACGUUCACAUUUUGCGAUCUGGCUGGAUCAGAACGGCUUAAGAAGACGUUGAACAUCGGGGACCGAUUGAAAGAGGCGCAGAACAUUAAUUCAAGUUUAUUAGUAUUGGGAAGGUGUUUAAAAAUGAUUCACGAGGGUCAGUUGUCGAAACAGAAAUUAGAACAUAUCGGUCCGUUUAGAGAAUCGAAAUUGACGAGACUGUUUCAAAGGGCAUUGUCCGGCAAAGAGCCGAUAGUUCUGAUAGUGAACAUCAACCCGUUGCCAAACUUAUACGUGGAGACGCAAAACGUCCUCAAUUUCUCUGCUAUCGCAAAGAACAUAGUUAUAGAAAAAGAGAAAUCGCGUAGGAAGAAGAGAUCAACGUUUUCACAGAUAGUUACGCAGAGCAUAAAAACGAUAACUGAUUGGGACGCUACAGACUUGGAAGAACAUCAAGAGAAAGACAUAACUGAUUAUAUUUGUAGCGAGAAUUACGAGGAGCUGCUCAACGAGAACGAGAGAUUGAGAAAAGAAGUCGCCUCUUUGAAGAGUUCUGCGUUAAUGCGCGAUCUCGAAAUACGACAGGAGAUAGCUGAUUCUUAUACGGCUAUUAUGACUUCGAUCGAGACUCAAUUCAAGGAACGAAUAAAGCAUGUAGAAGAACAACAGGAGGAUAUGUUUCAGUUGUCUAUAAAACAGGUCGAAGAUUUUUAUAAACAGAAAUUAGAUCAAGUCAGCUUUAACCGUAAGAGAAGAUGUUCUUCUAUUUCUGAGGGUGCGAACAGUACCUCUGAGCAACUCCAAGAAAUGGAGAUGGAGAACUCUCAAUUGAAGUCUCGAAUGACAGUCCUGACAGGCAGGUUGACUGAACUCAGAGAAACGAACCAGAACCUGAUGGUUGAAAGAAAUAAAGUUACUUUCGAGCUUAGUUUGACGAAGGAAGAACUGAAAAAUGUUAAGGCCCUCUUGAAUGCAGCUCAGCAAGACAUAUGUUCCGAUGAUGACGUGACACAUUAUGUAGAAGGAUUAAAGACCCAAUUGUUCGAGAAGCAGGAACAAAUUAAGAAACUGAAAACCUUUUUGAACGAGGCAAAAGACGAUUAUAUUGCCAUUACUACAGACGUGUCUGAAAAGGAAUACAUAAUUAAGAAGCAGAAAGAAGAGCUACUGGAACAAGAAGACAAUAUAAAUAGUUUAGAGGAAGAGGUCGAUGAUCUUAAUGAAUAUCUAACAGAAAAAAGUAAAAUCGCUGAUCAGCUGGAAGAGAAACUGGAAACUCAGACUCAGCAGUUGAUCGACCAAGAAAGUAAAUUGCAUGAUAUGGAAAAUAAAAUAACUAUAUUGCAAAAUGAAAAGUUAUUAUUACUGGAUGAAAUUAAGUUGCUUAAAGAAACCGUUAAUGCUCCUGAUGUCACUGAUGCUCAUGGUGCCGAUGUCCCUUCAGAGGUCAAUGCAGAUACGUCAAUAAAAGAAGAACAACUUUCCAGUUGUGAAGUAAAAAUAAACGAGACCUCGACCGAGGAUAAAGAUACACAAACGGAACUCGAAAAAGAAGAAGAUCGAGUAAAUGAGGAAAUGAUCGCGCUAAAGGAAGAGAAUGAAACGUUGAAAGAAAAGUUAGUUUGGAGUACAACCGAAGUGCAGAGCGUAAAAAAAGAACUGGAAUCAACUAAAGUUAAAUUGAGUGAUAUAUCUGAACAAGUACAGGCACAAUUAAGGAAUACUGAUUCCGCAAAAGUUUCUUUGGAAACUAAGAUCAGUGAGUACGAACAGAAACUUGAGGAGACGGAACAACAACUCUCGGUCAUUAAGAAUGAUCACGAUCAAUGCACGGAAAAAUUGAAAACCGUACAAGCAGAGCUCGAUACUCAAAUCUCAAAGUGUUUGGACGAGCAUGUCACGGAAUCGCAACGUAAUCUCGAGAAGAUAACAGAGUUAGAAGAGAAGAUUAAUGAACUCAAUAAGCAAUUAGAAGCCUGCGAAGUUGAGAAGAAGGAGUUACAGAUUUCUUUGGACGAUAACAACGAGAGACUUUUAGAUUUAGAAGAUCAUCUGGAUCGCGCAGUCAAAAAAGAGCAGGAGAAAGAUUGGGAGAUAAAGUUCCUUCAGAACGAAAUGAAGAAUUUGAUACAAAGAAACGGGACUGACGACCAAAGCGACAAAUUAAUGGAACAGGGGUUGAAAAAAGCAAUUAAAGAUCUGGCAGAAACGAGAGAUAUGCUGUCAGAGAAAGAAGCAUAUAUCAAGCAGUUAGAAGAGCGUAGGGAACAGAAGGACAAAAUAUUCGAUCUGCUUCAACAGGGUGCUCAGGAAAGACAAACCGAAGUCGACAGAUUGAGAGCUGUGAACGAAGAGUUAAAGAGCAGCUUAAUCGAGAAAGAGCGUGAGAUGGAGGCGUUCUUGAAGAACAGAGACGAAAUGGUAUCCAAGUACGAGAGUUUGGUGAAAGACCAACAGGAAAAGUUGGAAAAGCAGAAGGUCGAAUUAACGAAAUCCUCGAAGGACAGAGACUACGGCGAAAACUCUGAGGAAGAGGCAGGCCAUAAGGAACGUCGGAUGAGACGGCCUCCGAAAAGAUUUACACCUUCUUCACCGAAACAACACGAGGUUAUCGAUCUCUCGGAUUCAGAUUCGAAGCGAAGUGUCAAACGCACUAAUUUACCACCACCAGACACUUCGGAAAAGAAGAAAAGUAGCCGUAGAAAGAAAUUGUAUACGGCUGAAGAAUCUUUUCAAGAUCUCGAACCGAUCGAGACGGUCACCAUUGAUCAGACACCGUCGGCGAGCCGGAAUUUGAGAAGUAGACGUAAAUAGUAAAACAGUACAGAUAUAAUUAUAUGCAUUUCUUUGUAAGCAUUUAUAUGUUGAUAUUUGUCCAUCGAUGCAAAUGUUAACAAUUUGUUUUUCAUUUCCAAUUCCUGGGCACGUUUUAAGGGAUCUAACGUGCAAACGUCGCAGUGAUUGAUGGGUCUGUAAGAAGAGCUGAAGUUCGGUGUAACGUUUUGUAAAUACAAAUUCUAAACAUCUCGGUAUAAUUCCAGGCGAUGUGUACUGUUUCACUAUUUCCGUCUUUUUAUCAGAUGUCUACAAUGUUAAUGGAAACGAAUAAUAGUAAAGACAAUAAUGUAAAUAGUAGAGAGAUAGGUAAGAAAUUAUUUAACCGGUGCGAGAUAUAUGCUUUCUGUGAUCUAUCUGUGAUACUUUUUUUUAUAAAAUGUUAUCUUAGGAAGCACGAAAUCCAUGUAUAUCUCCGGACUGAAAUUAUUUAUGUACAGUACACUUACAUGUAAUAUAAGUACAGUAUUAGGACAAUGUAGAAUUGUUCAAUUAAAAUAAUGUACACUUAGCUAUUACGAAAUAUAUAUUUUUUUAA
This is a messenger RNA of Ceratina calcarata, 5920 nucleotides long. Its product is annotated as kinesin-like protein subito. Gene Ontology annotation, biological process: mitotic spindle assembly; spindle elongation; microtubule-based movement. Lineage: Eukaryota; Metazoa; Arthropoda; Insecta; Hymenoptera; Apidae. Gene Ontology annotation, cellular component: spindle microtubule; mitotic spindle; nucleus. The transcript is spliced from 8 exons. The record is from RefSeq and is a predicted model, not a curated record. Gene Ontology annotation, molecular function: ATP binding; plus-end-directed microtubule motor activity; microtubule binding. The coding region runs from base 1444 to 5361 and encodes 1305 amino acids.